Messenger RNA from Fusarium redolens, 2205 nucleotides. RefSeq lists its product as uncharacterized. The coding region runs from base 1 to 2205 and encodes 734 amino acids. The record is from RefSeq and is a predicted model, not a curated record. NCBI's taxonomy places the organism in Eukaryota, Fungi, Ascomycota, Sordariomycetes, Hypocreales, Nectriaceae. The transcript has 4 exons.
AUGUACUUUGAUGGCCAAGACUUUCCCGCCAAGAGCGCCGUCGGCUGGGUCUCUGCAAGAGAUUUGAGGCAGUUCGAUGCGAACAACAAGAACUCACUUGUUCCUCACAUACGGUCGGUUCGCAAGUUUCUUAAGACUCGGGCAGAAAAACGUUCGCCAGAACGAGAAGUAGACAGGUCAAAGUCUGAGGCACCUGACGCGACAGAACAGUCAUCAAUAGAGGCCAACAGCUAUCCGCCCACGCCUCUGAAAGUUCCUCUUCAACAUCGCAGUCCUCAGAUGGCAGCUCCUGACCAGGAUCAAGAGGAACCCAGUUCUCUACCCGCAACUCAACCAGUAUUACCUUUAGAUCACGUCGCCCUGCAUGACCCCCCCAUUCAACAACAAUCGUUACCCGAUCUUCGUAGCGAUGAGGGACAACAGCAUCGACUGAACCUGGAAAACAUUGCGACAUCUUCUCAUGGGCCGGGACGACAGCUUGAUGAACCUUGUGACAUCUUUGAGCCUAUAAAUACUGCCGCACUUUCAAAUACGACACAAGAAGUUUGUCAGGACGCUGGUUUGUUAAGACCACAUUGCAAUGAGAGAGCAAACAGGACCGCUACCCCUGAGAAAAAUAUGGGAGCUGGGUUAUUUGGAUUAUCUGUGUCAGAGCAAGCCUCUGGCCUUGCUAUAUGCCCACCGCCUCCGCCUUCAAGAGAGUUGCUUCCUAUGAACCUAAUGUCAAAUCCACGUAAAACGCCAGAAAUCUAUGCAACAGAGCCUUUUCCAUCAAGUCCAUCUAUCCCACACGCUUCAUCAACAGACUCUGCGCAACCGGCCCUGCUCUACGCUCUGGAGCAACAUGCCCAAGCCGAGAUGGGUCGUCCUCACAGCAAUCGACCCAUCAUCGAUGCUGCAAAUUCAACAACAGAAGAGCGACAACAAGCACAACAAGCUCCAAGCGUGGUUCAGAGCAACAAUGACGCAUCAGACGCCGUUGGCGGUAUGCCAUGUAAUGCGGACCACCCACGUCUAAGUCAAAUAAGAGCUCCGUAUAACUUCGAAGCCUCCAGAACUACUAUUGUAUUGCCACCGAUCAGCUCCAUGCUUAAGCAGGGAGUGAACAGUCCUCCGUCGCACGAACCUCCCGGUCAAACGCCAACUCUAAAUAAUCAGCCGUCUUCUUUUCCCGCUCGAUUGUCCCAGUUAGCCGUCAAUGCACCAUCACCGCCGUCACUAUCACCGUCACUGUGUACUCGACCAUUGACGACCAAACUUGCCAGUAAAUCACCAGAUGUUCGAGCAUCGUUCAAUCAAAUAUCAACUGCCCAAUAUGCACCUGCUCUUCCCGCUCAGGUCCAGAGCGAUGACUCGUUCCAUACUCGAGGGUCAUCUGCCAGCAUAGCAACUGAGCAGCGUCGCUUAAACAGCCCUGGAGCACCAACAUCUGACUCACAUGAUGGAUGUAAUGCACAGACUUCCUGCGAGCUCGAAGUCACUCGCCCAAAGGGUGACUGGUACAAGAAACUUCCUGAGGAUCUGAUCGCAUGUUUAGAAAAGUAUCAGCAUGAUAACAACCUCAGUCUUGGAAUCGAUGGGCUACGGAUACAGCCUGGCAAUUACGAAGGGUUCGGCAAACUAGGGAACAAUUACACCAGGACAGAUCCGAUGGCGGUCCGACACCUGAAUCAGGCCUACAGCUGUUUGAUCGACUGCUUGGGUGAUCCGCUAUGUGAUAUGAUGCUUCUACUGGCAUUGACAUUCGGUGCUUGCACGGUGACGCCGCACAUCGACGAGCGGGGAAGCGAAUUCUAUCCGGCCAGGAAAAGGAAGGAAUCAGAUAUACUGGCGGCAACGAUGGUUAUACGAAUGCUCUGGUUCAUGAUGAAAGAAGCAUUUCUAUGGGAGGAUACUGAUGAGAAAGUGUUAUCCAACAUAAAUUUCAACAAUCAUGGGUUGCUGAAGUUUGGGUGGGUGGAAUACAAGACGAACACUGGUAACCGUCAUCAGACGCCGCAAACAACAGAGAUGCAGCUCAGGUCCAUGGAGGAGCUCUAUGAGGACCGCAAGUGCUUAAUUUCUGCCAUGAAGAAUGCGGAAAGGUUCAUAUCCUUGGUGUUUGGAAGUGACGAUGAGGUUUGGAUGGCUCGGUGUUACUCGAUCAUUCGAGAUAGACGUCUAGCGUGCACGGACCAGAACAUGUGCAUUGCGACGCGAAAUUAA